This is a messenger RNA of Pyricularia pennisetigena, 2451 nucleotides long. RefSeq lists its product as uncharacterized. The transcript is spliced from 6 exons. Gene Ontology annotation, cellular component: microtubule; membrane; cytoplasm. Bases 1 to 2451 code for a protein of 816 amino acids. Gene Ontology annotation, molecular function: GTPase activity; microtubule binding; GTP binding. NCBI's taxonomy places the organism in Eukaryota, Fungi, Ascomycota, Sordariomycetes, Magnaporthales, Pyriculariaceae. The record is from RefSeq and is a predicted model, not a curated record.
AUGAAUGGUGGUUUCACCAACGGCGCAACCCAUAGCGGAUUGGGUGAGCGUGGCAAUUCGCCAACGCUGGAUAAGGUUGACAAACUACGCGAACUCAUCGGCAGCCGGAUUUCGCUUCCACAGCUUGUCGUGGUAGGCGACCAAAGCUCCGGCAAAAGCUCGGUCCUGGAGGGCAUCACCGGGUUCGCAUUCCCGCGGGACGCAGAGCUUUGCACUCGCUACGCGACUCAAAUCACCUGCCGUCGUGAGGACUUCGAAUCUGUGGUUGUGAAGAUAAUCCCCCAUGAGGAUGCAACCCCGGACGAAGCUGCCAGGCUCAAGCGCUUUUCUCGCCAAUGGACCACGGCGAUGGAGAUGGAUAACGAGAAACUCGGCGAGGUUUUUAGAGACGUCAAUCGAGAGCUCCGUGUCAGCACAGGUCGUCGCAGUCCGGACGAACCCGACUCUGGCAAUGCUUUUAGCCAACAUCUGCUCAAGAUCGAGAUCUGUAGUCCCAAGCAAGAGCAUUUUACCGUCAUUGAUGUGCCUGGAAUAUUCCGAACGGAAACUCUGGGUUUAACCACGGAAAAUGACAUGGCCCUCGUCAGAAACAUGGUGAUGAAGUACAUGAGAGAUUCCAGAACCAUUAUCCUCGCCAUAGUCCCAGCAAACGUCGACCCAGCCACCCAGGAGAUCUUGAGGCUGGCCAAGCAGGUCGAUCCCGGUAUGAAGCGGACCAUGGGCGUCCUGACCAAGCCGGACCUUGCGGUCGAAGCAACCAUCAAGCAAAUCGCCAUCGACCACGUUACCCGCAAGAGAGGUGAACUGACCUUGGGUUACUAUAUUGUGAAGAACCGCGGCCCGGACGACGUUGGCAUGAGCUUGGACGAGAGCAAGAGAAGAGAAGCCGCCUUCUUUUCGAUGGAGCCGUGGUCCGCUUUGAAGCGGACGGGCAGGACUGGGAACGAAGCCCUUAAAACCCAAGUCGGCGCCCUCCUGACCGAUUUGGUUAAAAGCGAAUUUAAAAAGCUCAGGUCCGAAGUCGAGGAAGAACUCCGGGCGCUGUCGGACAGGGAGCGCGCCAUGGGGCCCCAGAGGUCAGACCCCAACGCACAGCGGGCCUAUCUAGGCGAGUUGUGCGACCGGUUCCAGUCCAUCACUCGCGACGCCCUGAGCGGCAACUACGCGCAGCAUGCCGCCUUCUUUAGCCGAGACUCCAACAGGCUCAUCACCCGCAUCGUGGAGCUCGACGAGCAGUUUUCGGCUGCGAUAUCGACAAAGGGCCACACCAGACCAUUUGACGAAAAUGAGAAUCCUGUGCCGGUUGCAGCGAAGAAGGCCAAGAAGAAGAAGAUCACGGUCGAGGUGCCCGAGGCUGCCCCUAUUGACGGCCCUUCCAUUGAGGUUGAGGCUCCCGCGCCUCAGCCCGCAGAGCCUGAUUUUUUCUGCUCGGAGCCAGGUUCCAGCUCUUGGGAUGUCAAGAAUAAGAAUAAGGAGGUAGUGGCCGACUGGCACGAUUCUGGUCUGACCAACUCGACCAUAAAAUUGGAAAAAGUUUUCCCCGUCAUCAACAAACUGCCUGCGCUCAGCGACUGCAAGGGUCUGAUCAAAACCUUGAAUGUCAUGUCGAUCUCACCCCAGAGUGGCGAAAGCAUCAUGAACUACAUUCGCAAGGUUUACACCAACAGUCGGACUGCCGACCUGGGCACGUUCAACGGAUCGUUGCUUGUAACCAUCUUCAUGGAGCAGUCCAAGAACUGGGAAGCACUUAUGAGAACUUAUAUCGGGAUCGCCGUCCGUACAAUCGAGAAGUUUUUCAAAGAGGCCAUGAAAGAAAUCUGCCAGGACUCCCAGGUCGAGGACGCGUUAUGUCAAGGCUACCUGCGCGACCAUGUCGGAAGCUGUUUUCGCCGUGCUCGCAAGCACGCAGAUUCCCUUUUGAACAUGGAGCGUGGAUGCGCCCCGUGGACGGUCAACCACUACUUUAACGAGAACCUCUCAAAGGCACAGGGAGAUCGUUUGAUAUCCAACAUUAGACAGGUCGCAGCCGCAGCGUCGGAAACGGUCAAAACCGUGGCCGGGGUUCAGGUGGCGUACACGCUUACCGAGGCGCAGCUGCAAAGCAUAGCGACUCACAACCAGAGCAACGCCGAGCACACGCAGGAGUACAUUCUCGACGUUCUCAAAAGCUACUACAAGGUCGCCAUGAAGCGCUUCAUCGACAACAUAUCCCUGUAUGUCGUGCACCACGACUUGCUCUACGCCGAAGAUGGCCCGUUGAACGUUUUCAACUCAAACUUCGUGUACAGCCUGGACGAGUUCCAGCUGGACCAGAUAGCUGGCGAAAGCAUCCUUGUGCGAUCGGAGAGGGAGAAGCUCGCGCAGGACAUUGAGAACUUUAGAGCCGCCCUUGAUGUCCUCAAGGGCACUCCCGCCCAGGGUGACUACGCGGCUGCCGAUACAGAUUAUUAA